This is a messenger RNA of Sphenostylis stenocarpa, 1332 nucleotides long. NCBI's taxonomy places the organism in Eukaryota, Viridiplantae, Streptophyta, Magnoliopsida, Fabales, Fabaceae. The record is from the annotation of a GenBank genome assembly.
AUGGGGUCCACCAUGAGUUCGGGUAAAGAGUGCUUUGGAUGGAGUAAGGGCCGACAAAGAGCAUCUUCCGAUGCAUGGGUUUUAUUUACGCACGGGAGUUUGCCUGUCAGCGCCACCCACGCGUCUCCAACACUCUGUAAUAUGCGCUCAUUGGUCAACACCCUGCUCUCCACCAACCCUUACACCCUGGCUUCCCCCUCCUCUCUUAAUUCCUUUCUUCUUCCACACCACACCUACUCCUACUACUCUAUACUAUUACCGCACCCUUCCCCUUCACAAUUCUCAUCCAUUAAUUCCUUUACCUCACCACUUGGAAAUAUUAACAGAAGUGAGGAGAGAGUAGUGGAGGAGGGAGAAGUCCGUGCAAGACUUGGAAUUGACCCGAAAGAAACGGGUGAAACGCAUGAGUCAGGCUUAUGGCAGGUGGGCCUGAAUUUUAAGACACUCAAUUAUACAUUGAAGGAUAGAAUCAGAAUGGAUCCAAUCACAGCACGUGGUCACUCCCUUCCCCCUCCUUUCCACACAAGAGAUCUCCAUCUGCACCACCAACCGCAACAGCACCAAUUCCAAACCUUAAACCAAGGCACUGAUGACGAGCACAGCGGAAGCAGCAGCGCGCAGAAAAGGGAACGCGAGGAGAACAACGGCAACAACAACGAUGAAGGUGCUGGCGAGGCUGAGAUAACAAGAAGACCUCGCGGAAGACCAGCCGGGUCCAAAAACAAACCGAAGCCACCCAUUAUCAUCACUCGCGACAGCGCAAACGCCAUGAGAACCCACAUGAUGGAGGUGGCAGACGGGUGCGACAUCGUGGAAAGCGUGUCUGAGUUCGCGAGGAAACGCCAGAGAGGGGUUUGCAUCAUGAGUGGCACUGGCACAGUCACCAACGUCACUCUCAGGCAACCGGCUUCUUCCGGUGCGGUUGUCACUCUCCAUGGAAGGUUCGAGAUUUUGUCCCUCAACGGAUCGUUCCUUCCACCGCCCGCCCCACCGGCUGCAUCCGGUUUGACCAUUUAUUUGGCCGGUGGCCAGGGACAGGUGGUGGGAGGGAGUGUGGUUGGGACACUCGUUGCUUCGGGGCCUGUGGUGAUCAUGGCUGCUUCGUUCAGCAACGCUGCUUAUGAGAGGCUUCCUUUGGAGGAUGAAGACCCUUCGCUGCAAAUGCAAGGAGGCUCAAUUGGGUCACCCGGUGCAAGUGGUGUUGGUCAGUCACAGCUUCUAGGAGGAGGGGAUGCAACUGCUCCACUUUUCCAUGGUUUGCCUCCUAACCUUCUCAAUUCUGUCCAAAUGCCAUCUGAACCAUUCUGGGCAUCCAAUCGCCCACCCUUCUAA